GGUCACACUCUCCUUGGCUUUUGUAGGUUGUUUCCUCUGCCAUUUUUGGAGCUCGAUAUAGGGUUGGAGAAUGGCGGGGAAGAAUAAAAAGAAGCGUUGUAUUUUGUGUAAAGUGGUUGAGAAGUUUGCCUCUAACCUUAAACGGAGACCAGCUGAGGCACCCAAUGAUUUUAAGGACAUAGUUCUGUCCUUAGCAAAAGCCGUCAGAUUUUGUUAUGCUGAGACACUCGGCAAGUGGCCCGUCUUAGACCCUCCCAGAGUCCUCAUUUAUACAGCUCUCAACGAUAAGGGUAAGAAAAUAGUUGCAAUGGAAUGUGGCCAAACAAGUGAUUGUGUACAACUGAAAGACCCUGAAAUGUUAAAGGACUUAUAUCAGAUCAAAAGAUGCUUGACACGAACCAUGCUUGUCAGCAAAAAACGCUUUCGUGCCAAAUUAUUUGCUGCUGGCUUUGUCAAGGAGGAUGUUCUCCUAAGGAAGAGAAGAGCUCGGGUUUUAACAGACACGCUGACAGAUGCAAUGGGUGCUCCCGUUUCCUUCGAACAUAAAUUCAUUUGCAGUGAUGGUGAGGUGAGAAGGAACACUAUUUCAGGACAUGCACACCGUGGUAUGGUUUCUGCAGCAGAUUGGAUUAGAAAGCGCUGCACCCAUAUAUUAAUUACAAGAUGCUCUUCGUCAAUACCCUGGUUUCCAAAUCAAGAUCGUGGGGCACUCGCUUGGUGGUGGCACCGCUGCACUGUUGACAUAUAAGCUUAGAGAGAUAAACGAGCUCUCUUCAUGCACUUGUGACACGUUUGGCCCAGGCAUGUACUUAAAACUAUAUUAACUUCUUUAAUUUAAUUACACCUAAAGUUCUAAUUUGUUCGAUUCAGUAGUAACUAAUUAAUUCAAUAGGCUUUGUACUAUAAUUAGUGUUAACCACAUGUAGAAUAGUGCGUUAUUACGCAGAUACGACAUUGAAUGAAUAAGUGUUAAAAGAAAAAAAAAAUGAAAAGAAGUUAUUUCAA
Molecule: messenger RNA, 1005 nt
Organism: Cajanus cajan (pigeon pea)
Lineage: Eukaryota; Viridiplantae; Streptophyta; Magnoliopsida; Fabales; Fabaceae
Source: RefSeq, a predicted model, not a curated record